GGUUGACAGAGUAUGGAAGUUCUAAAUGUUCUCCUCUUCCUGUGGGCCCUGGAAUCUGUCACAGAGGCGCAACGCAGGACAAGACAUGGAGGUGGAACAUUCAGUGUUUAUCCUUCACGAGGUGUGGUUGUUCCUCACGGCUUCUCACUGCCCCUGCCGAGAACCAAAGCGCCAUUUCGACACCGAUUCCACACCAGUGAAGCGUCUACGGGAUCUGGACCCGGAAGAAACUUCCCUUUGACCUAUAUUCCGGAAACAAUGUCCCCAGCACCCACAGCCUUAAAGGCAGUGUUCCACUGGUGUUCCGUUCCGGGAGAUAUGUUCCAAUAAGUUUCAGCUCUGUAAAUGGAAUCUUGCCUCAAAAUAUUGGAAAUAUGAACACAGGAGAGAGACACAGUUGGAGAAAUAGUCUUCAUUUUAAUUCCGGAAACACGUUUCAGGGUAAUAUACGGAAUAACUUGAACACCGGAAACAGUAUUCAGCCAUGGUUUAACAAUGGAGACUGGUCGUUGAACACCGGAAGUAAGUUCAAUACAUUGUUUAGUACCGGAAGUAUUAACCCUUUUCUUAAUAACGAUCGCGAUGUCCCAACUUCCGGCAAUACUGAAACGAAAAGUCAGACGCAGCUCGCUCCUGGAAGAAACAACUCCUCAAAUUUUAUCGUCAAAAACAACAUCACGCCCAUCGAUAUUUCUCAACACGGGAGAAACAUAGAAAAUCAACUUUACAGCAAACUCGAUUUCUUGGAUUCGUCAGAAGGAGGAAAUGUAGACCUUGGAGUCAAACAAUUUUCUGCCUUUGGAUUUCCAUUGGAAUCUAAACCUCCCUCACUUCCAUUCGAUACAAAGAAGAACCAAGUCGAUACUUUGUUAAAGUUAAGAGCAACCCAGAUAAACCAGUUCGCUGUGCCAAAGGAUUCCAAUCAUUUUGGAUCAACAGAAUUGUUGGACGGAACAGUCUCUGGAACGACGGAUCCAACGUCUUUACCUAAAGGAAGUGGUUCUCCAGAUAUGACACAGAUUACUGCCGCGGAGUUCGGCAAUGCUUCUCCAGAUAUGACACAGAUUACUGCCGCGGAGUUCGGCAAUGCUUCUCCAGAUAUGACACAGAUUACUGCCGCGGAGUUCGGCAAUGCUUCUCCAGAUAUGUCACAGAUUACUGCCGCGGAGUUCGGCAAUGCUUCUCCAGAUAUGACACAGAUUACUGCCGCGGAGUUCGGCAAUGCUUCUCCAGAUAUGUCACAGAUUACUGCCGCGGAGUUCGGCAAUGCUUCUCCAGAUAUGACACAGAUUACUGCCGCGGAGUUCGGCAAUGCUUCUCCAGAUAUGACACAGAUUACUGCCGCGGAGUUCGGCAAUGCUUCUCCAGAUAUGACACAGAUUACUGCCGCGGAGUUCGGCAAUGCUUCUCCAGAUAUGACACAGAUUACUGCCGCGGAGUUCGGCAAUGCUUCUCCAGGCAUGCCACAGAUUACUGCCGCGGAGUUCGGCAAUGCUUCUCCAGAUAUGACACAGAUUACUGCCGCGGAGUUCGGCAAUGCUUCUCCAGAUAUGACACAGAUUACUGCCGCGGAGUUCGGCAAUGCUUCUCCAGGCAUGCCACAGAUUACUGCCGCGGAGUUCGGCAAUCUUGCUGUUCUUAGAGGGUCAAAUAAUUUUCAAGUAGCAGGAGAAAACGCACGAAUACUUUCUCCAUCCUGGCUAAAUCAACAAGCUGGUGACAGUUUCCGGAACAUUCCACAACCACUGCGUAGUCUGAGCAGAGGUGUGAAUGUACCUAUUACAACAAAGCUACCAUUUCGACUAGAAUCUCCACACAGAUCACAGCCACCCUUUUCAGCUAUUCCGCCUCGACACCCGCUCAAUCCAACAACAGCUUUCGAUUUGAUGAGUAACAUGGCGGGUCCUUUUCACGACCCGCUCAUGGUUUUUGGUUUAAAUAAAAUACUAGAUCUCGACAUCACAGAUAAUACCUUCUUUAAAGCCAUUUCGAAUCCGAUCAGCGCCAAUGAAGCUUUACAGAUGAGAAUUCAUGCGACGCCAUCUAUAAAUCUUAUGGCGUCGUCCAAUGACCACACAAGUCCGUUCCUGCCGCCAUCGCCCAUUUCGCCUCAAAAUGACAUCAUGAACGCUCCUCUGAUCACCAAUAAUGACAUCCGUACGGGACCACAUCUCUUCCAAGCUCCUCAUGACGCCAAUGCGAGAUCGGCAAAUAGUGUAUUGCCGCCUGGAACUCUUCAAUUCCAUGCACAGCACAGCGGACACUUUUCACGUAAUCCAUUCCUUGUAAACUCCAACCCAGUCAUGACCCAUUCAACGAGUCCACCCGGUGUCCAGUUCCUUUCACGAACAAUUCCAAGAAUGACAGAAAAUGGCUUCUCUAGAAAUUUGUUGCAAACACAUUCCUUGUUCGAUCCAGUCUUUGGAAUAACGUUUGGAGAUUCACACGACCCCGUGGUCAAGAAAACCAGGAUUCACAAGGAAAGUGGUGACAGAAACAUCUCCUUGGGUGAAAAAAUGUCCAAACCUGUCAAUAUCCAUACUGUAUCUAAACCCACUAACUUAACGAAGAUGACGUCAACAAAAACUUCACGUCAGUAAAUAUCACUAUUACACAUCACAACAUCUUAGAGAACGCUGUACUGUUGUGUAUAACUAAUGAGUGGGUUAAUUUGUAAUUAAUUUUACAUUUAUUAUGAUUAUUAAGAGUUAUUUCCCUUUUAUUAUUUUCCGGAUAUUAUGUUUUGGUUUCUUUUUCAUUUGAUUAGUGUUAACCAUUUUCCGGAUAUUUUGGUUCCUUGUUCUUUAUUAUGUUCCCUUAUUUGGUUCCUUGUUAUUAUUAUGGAUGGGGCCGCGGUGGCCGAGUGGUUAAGGUGUCCCGACACUUUAACACUAGCCCUCCACCUCUGGGUUGCGAGUUCGAAACCUACGUGGGGCAGUU
Pecten maximus is the source of this 2940-nucleotide messenger RNA. RefSeq lists its product as uncharacterized. NCBI's taxonomy places the organism in Eukaryota, Metazoa, Mollusca, Bivalvia, Pectinida, Pectinidae. The coding region runs from base 375 to 2600 and encodes 741 amino acids. The record is from RefSeq and is a predicted model, not a curated record. The transcript is spliced from 2 exons.